AUGUACUACACGGCCUACGGCCUCGUCAACUCCCCGGAGCCGCGCGUCCAGCCCCUUCUGCCCGACGUGACGCCGCGCCGCCGGCGGCGCGCCCCGACGCCGCCGCCCCGCUCGCCGGCGCGCGCCUUCGCGACGGCGGCCCGCGAUUCGCCGCCACGAAAAAGCCGCCCGAAGAGCGCCUUCGCGACCGCGGCCCGCGAGCGCACGCCGUCGCCGCCACGACGCCGACGCCCGACGAGCGCACCCGUCAAACGAAACGACGCGGCGGCGUCCGAGCGAGCGCGGGCACGCUGGAGCAGCGUGAAGGUGAAGAUCAAGACCAUCACGGCCCUCGCGCAGCAGCGGCGCAGCGUCCGGAGUUUGGUCAAGGGCCCCGCGCACCGGACGUAUGUCCCGGACGCGAAGACGAGGCGGCGGCUCCUCGUGCUCGAGGCCGACGGCGCGGGCGACGCCUGGGACGCGACGCUGAAGUGUUAUUGUUUCGCGCACGUGCGAGGGAAGGGCGCCACGGACGACCCGCAGCACUGGGUCGUCUAUAUUGUCAGAGAUGCAAGGGAGGGCGCGUCGGCCAAAGCGGACGCCGCGGCGCGCGCGUUACGCGGGGCGCCGUGGCCGCAGCGCGUGCGCGUGCUCGACGGCGUCCGGCCGCCUCAAAAUCUGUGCGGCGCGUGCGUCGCCGCGGACUGCGGCGGCGCGCCGUGCCGGGACCACGCGCGGCCCGGCCUGCAGAAAGAGACGAUGGCGACGGUCGCGGCGCCCGGGGCCUUCGACGUCUACGCCGUCAAGCUCCCGUCGGCGGGCUGCGUGCCGCCGUGUCCGCGCUGCGGCGCUUCCGCGGGCCACGCGGCGCCGCCGUCGGCACCGCCGCGCCUCUACCGCCUCGCGUCGCGGUUCGCGGACGGCGGCCGCUUCCCCUCGUCGAAACGCUGUGCGCGCGCGCUCCGGGCCGCCGCGGUGCGCGAGGGCGGCAUUGAUGGAGACGCCGCGCGUGCCGCCGCGGCCGUCGCCGCCUACGCCUGCGCCGGCACCAAUAAUGACGAGGCGGGCGUCGCGGCGUUCUGCCGGGCGCGGGCGGCGCUGCGGGCGGCGCCGGGCGCCGCGUCCGCGGCGCUCGUGGCCGCCUGGCGCGCCGCGGGCUACUCCGAGGACGACGCGGUCUUCGUCGAGGCGGCCGCGCGCGCGGCCGACCACGCCGCGGCGGCGUCCCAGGUGCGCGCGGCGCCGCCGGCGGCGCGCUUCGCGGAGCGGUGCGGCCCGUCGCCGCGGCGGCGCCGCGCGCCCGCGGACAUCAUAGAGCCCGUGGGGGUCGUGUUCCUCGAGUAG
This is a messenger RNA of Pelagomonas calceolata, 1323 nucleotides long. The record is from the annotation of a GenBank genome assembly. NCBI's taxonomy places the organism in Eukaryota, Pelagophyceae, Pelagomonadales, Pelagomonadaceae.